GACAGUGGACCAAACACGCCGGGAGCGAGAACUGGCGACUCAGUACACAAGGUUUCAGUAUCCCCGGGCGCCUUAACAAAAGCAGCCCUCGAGUUAGGAAGAGGAUUUCCUCGGUGGCCUUUCCUGGGUGCGGACCCCGCGCCUUCAGCACAGCGGUCGCUAGGGCAGAGGGGCUCAGGAGACCCGCGGGAAGGGGCCGCUAGCCUCCUGAUUGACAGACCGAAAUCUGAUCUUGUGAAAGAGACGUGGAGCCAAUGGGAGGCAGCGAUCCAUCAGUUUGGAUUGGAGGCCCCUGGAGGAGAAGUAGAGGAAAAACCACCGAAUUGAGCUCUGUCAGUGGCGCUUUCGGCUUCCAAGGGGAAGCGCUGGGCAAUAAUUAAUGUUUUUUUUUUUUUUUAUUAAAUUUGGAGGGAAUUUUUUGCAGCCGUUCCUUAGCGUGGCCUUCAGUCCCGUUAGGUGCAAAGCAAGUCUCGUUGAUCGCCAUUGCUAGGUUUGCACACGUUUGAGAAUCAGAGCUGCCCGGGGUGCACCGACCGCGCCGGGGAACAUCGGGAGUGUAAAUAAAUCAUCGCCUCUUGCUACUACCGAAAAUAUGUAAAUUGUGAACUCUCUUGGCUCUCUUUGGAUCCAGGUUGAUAGAAGUCCAGAUCCCGAGGAAAUCUCCACCUAAAUGCUCAAAAUAUAAAAUACUGAGCUAAUAUUUGCGAGGAGCAGCAGCAUGGAUGGAUUUUAUGACCAGCAAGUGCCUUACGCGGUCACCAAUAGUCAGCGUGGGAGAAAUUGUAACGAGAAACCAACAAAUGUCAGGAAAAGAAAAUUCAUUAACAGAGAUCUGGCUCAUGAUUCAGAAGAACUCUUUCAAGAUCUAAGUCAGUUACAAGAAACAUGGCUUGCAGAAGCUCAGGUACCGGACAAUGAUGAGCAGUUUGUGCCAGACUAUCAGGCCGAAAGUUUGGCUUUUCAUGGCCUGCCACUGAAAAUCAAGAAAGAACCCCACAGCCCGUGUUCUGAACUUGGCUCUGCCUGCAGUCAAGAGCAACCCUUUAAAUUCAGCUAUGGAGAAAAGUGCCUGUACAAUGUCAGUGCCUAUGAUCAGAAGCCACAAGUGGGAAUGAGGCCCUCCAACCCCCCAACACCAUCCAGUACUCCAGUGUCCCCACUACAUCAUGCAUCUCCAAACUCAACUCACACUCCGAAACCUGACCGGGCCUUCCCAGCUCACCUCCCUCCUUCGCAGUCCAUACCAGAAAGCAGCUACCCUAUGGACCACAGAUUUCGCCGCCAGCUUUCAGAACCCUGUAAUUCCUUUCCUCCUUUGCCAACAAUGCCAAGGGAAGGCCGUCCUAUGUACCAACGCCAGAUGUCUGAGCCAAACAUCCCCUUCCCACCACAAGGUUUUAAGCAGGAGUACCACGACCCAGUAUAUGAACAUAACACCAUGGUUGGGGGUGCGGCCAGCCAAAGCUUCCCCCCUCCUUUGAUGAUCAAACAGGAACCCAGAGAUUUUGCAUAUGAUUCAGAAGUGCCUAGUUGCCACACCAUUUACAUGAGGCAAGAAGGGUUCCUGACACAUCCAAGCAGAACGGAAGGCUGUAUGUUUGAAAAGGGCCCGAGGCAGUUCUAUGAUGACACAUGUGUAGUUCCUGAGAAGUUCGAUGGGGACAUCAAACAGGAGCCAGGGAUGUACCGGGAAGGACCUACAUACCAGCGGCGGGGAUCGCUUCAGCUCUGGCAGUUUUUGGUGGCUCUUCUGGAUGACCCUUCAAAUUCUCAUUUCAUUGCCUGGACCGGUAGAGGCAUGGAAUUUAAACUGAUUGAGCCUGAAGAGGUGGCCCGACGUUGGGGCAUUCAGAAAAACAGACCAGCUAUGAACUAUGAUAAGCUUAGUCGCUCCCUCCGCUAUUACUACGAGAAGGGAAUCAUGCAAAAGGUGGCUGGAGAGAGAUAUGUCUACAAAUUUGUGUGUGAUCCUGAAGCCCUUUUCUCCAUGGCCUUUCCGGAUAAUCAGCGCCCGCUGCUGAAGACAGACAUGGAACGCCACAUCAACGAAGAAGAUACAGUGCCUCUGUCUCACUUUGACGAGAGCAUGGCCUACAUGCCAGAGGGGGGCUGCUGCAACCCUCACCCCUACAACGAAGGCUACGUGUACUAACAUGAGUGACAGUCAAGAGGGGCACCCUGUGCUUUGCCUCUUUCCGAAAGAUACAGAGAAUCACAGGAUUCUCUUCAAUCUUUGUUUUAUUUUUGUUGUUUGUAUUUUAUUUUUAAAUAAUAAUACAAAAGGGGCUUUUCCUGUUGCAUUAUUCUAUGGUCUGCCAUGGACUGCGCACUUUAUUUGAGGGCGGGGCGGGGGGGGCGGUGAGUAAUCUAAACAUUUAUUCUGUGUAACAGGAAGAUGAUGGGUGAAUGGGCAGAGGGAACCGGGGAUUACUUUUUACUUAGACUUGGGAUGGGGUCCUUCCUACAGGCUUUCUGUCUGAUGAAGCUAGAUCAUAUCUGUUCGAUUUCAUAAUAACAUAAGAUAAUGUUCAUUUUCUCUGGGUAUCUAUGGUACACUUAAGUUCAUGUUGUAUAAAUAUACACUUGGAGACCAUUUGCCUUGGGCAUUUCCCCGUUAUUACUGAGUCUCCGCAGGUGUACAAAAAAUAUCUACUGUAAAUGGCAGUUUAAUGUUAGAAAUGACUGUUUUUGCACCUCUUGUAAAAAAAAGUAUUUAGCGAUUGCAUUUGGUGUUCUUUUUGUUCUGUUUUGCUUUAUAUAUGACUCACAGAGGAGAACCAUAAAUGUGGGCAAUUCUCUCUGAAGUUGUCAUCACCAUGACUAUAAAUGAGGGGCACAAUUUUGGACUCUGGCUCCAAACUGAGUCACAGGUCAGUAGCGUUACAUGUAUCGGGCGCCACCUUGCUGUUUAGGUACAAAUCAUAUCGUGUUUCAAAUAUUUUGAUGCCCAUUUCAGUUAAAUAAUGACAGGUCAUGGUCCUUUGGAAUCUUCAUUUAGAUGCUAAAUCUUGGAUCACCUUGAAGCAAAAAAAGAAAAAAAAAUUCUCCUUUCACUACCUUCAGUACAUAAAUACAUUAUUUAAUCAAUAAGAAUUAACUGUACUAAAUCUCAUAUAAUGCUGUUCUAGUUACAGCAAACACUCUUUAAGAAAAAUAUCCACUACACUAAAUAGGUACACUAGUAAUUUUUAGACAUGGUACCCAUUGAUAUGCAUUUAAAUGUUUUACUGCUGUGUUAUGUUGAUAACAUAUAUAAAUAUUAGAUAAUGCUAAUGCUUCUGCUGCUGUCUUUUCUGUAAUAUUCUCUUUCAUGCUGAAUUUACUAUGACCAUUUAUAAGCAAAGCAGUUAACUACAGAUAGCAUUUCAGGACAAAAUAGAUGACUCAAACCAUUUAUUGCUUCAAGAAAUAGCUUACGCCAUGCUAUGCUAUAAGCAGCUUUUAUGCACAUUGACAAAUGAAGUAAGCUUUAGCUUGCUAAGGGAAACUGUGGAAACUUUUGUAACUUUUGGUGAGAUGGAACGUUAUUUAUGAACUGUUAAGUUGUAGGAAGUUGCUGUGUGACAGUUCUGGCACUGAGGUUCUCCACCGGCUCAUUCUGGGCACUCCUGGAAAUGUGAUCACAUUGUCUAAGACAUUUAGACAUAAGACAUAAAGAUUGGAAGUUUCAAAGUUUUGAGUUUUUUUUUUUUAUUUUGCAUUUUAAAAAAACAUUGAAAGUGGGCCAUGUUGUUCCAUUCAUUCUAAAAAACCUUAAGUAAAUGACUAAAGUAUCUCUAAAUAGCUUCUUAUAAGAUUCCAGCAAAGAAAACGAAUUUUGUUCAGUCCAUUAAUAUGCUAGAGGAACAACUUUUUAAAGCUUCUAUAGCAAAAUAUUUUUUUAAAAAUCCUGAGCCAUGAAGCCAAAACAAGCCUGUGAAAGCAUUUCAUGAGCACAGCACAGCAGAGACUGUGCAGCAAAGAAGCUCCCGCAGCAGUCAUCUCCCAACACUACAUCGUGAGAGCUGUUUCUUAAAAGGGAGCAGUCGCUUAUGAAUCCACAUGCAAACCAAGACUUCAUAUUCUGUCAGAAACUUUCUAACUUCUACAUAUGUAUAUAACCUGCGACUUCAAUGACUGUUCUACAUAUGUAUCAUAUAUCAUUGGACCCUUAAUGGGCCAAAUAAAAUGCCUUAAGAAAUCAGGACAUCCCCCAUGCUAGCGUGGUCACAUACAGCACUUAGAAUGAAAACAGAUUUUAAAAUAAUCAGUGGAAUUUUUAUUGAAAAUAGAACUGGCAUAUGUGAUUGGGAUAUUUGGUAAAAUUGAAGGAAAAUUUUAAGUGAGUUUUUCAAGUACGUUCUAAAUGCAAAUUGUAUUGAGGAUUUCGUUUCUCUUUUCCAUUAUUUCUUUUUCUUUGGCAUUUUCCCCCUUUUAAUAUUCUUGUUCUAGUCAGUGAAGAACUGGGCCAUGAGUUAUUUUAAAGGAUCAAGGAAGAUAUUGAUUGAUUGAAGGUACAAUCUCUAAGGACAAACUAUGUAUUUGUUGUUUAAGGUGAAAGUCAUUAGCCACUAUUAAGUAUAUUUCUAACACAGAGGAUUUCAAAAUAUUGCAUUAUAAGCUUUUGCGAAAUGGCAUUUUUUUUAAGUUUUGUUUUUCUAUUUUUUUCUUGUGUUUUCUAUGGUGUUUUUUUCAGGUAGAUUAAUAAAUCUGGCAGCUGAUUUCUGCAAGAUUCUUGUGUUUGAAUUUCUAACUGAACUGGCUAUCAAACAUAGAAAUUAGUGAAAUAAUGUUUUCCUUCGACUUGGUAAAAGAAAACUAAAACUUAAAAAUAACUUGCCAAUGACACGGUUAUCCAACAGAUUAAUGACAUCAGGAAAUAAUACUUUCCAAGUAACUUGUGAGAAGUGAUUUUCUUAAGAGCUGCUUCGAAAUCAAAACGCACAAAACUGAGUAUGCUGAGCAUUUGCUCAAGUCACAGAAAGAGCUUGGUCUUGCUUCCUGUAGAUCUUAUAACAAAUCAUGCAGACUUUAAUAAGUUAACACAAACUUACCUUAUCAUUUUGGAGGUCAGAAGUCCAAAGUGAGCCUUAAAGGGCUAAAACCAGGAGAUUUGUAAAGGCUGCUUUUUUCUGGAGGUUGAGGAACAGCCCUUACUCCCAGUUCUAGAGGAUAUGUGUUCUUUGGCUCCUAAUUACAACACUUCAAUGUCUGCAUGCUUGAUUGCAUUCCUUUUUCUCAACUGUCACAUCAUCUGGCCUCCUGCAUAAACUCUUGUGAUUCUGUUUAGAAUUUACCCAGAAAACCCAGGUUGGUCUUUCCAUGUCGGCCUCUUUAAUUCUAGGCCAAGUCCCUUUUGCCAGAUAAACAGAUCCUAAGAUCUUGGGAUUCUGAUGUGUUAUGGGGCAAGGCUUGGGAAAGCUGUUAAUUCAGGAUUAUUCAGCUUCCCACACAGAUAAAGACCCCCAUGGAGAUAAAGAUCCCACAGAGCAACAAAUGCUAAUUUAUUUAUUCAUGGACAAAAGUUCUUUGGAGGUAGCUAAGAUUAGAAUGCACUAAGGAAUAUUUUCAUUUACCAUUUGAAUUAUCUCCCUGUAUUCUGGUCUGUAUCAGUAGCUUUGAAAAUCUCUGUAUUAAGAAUUAAAAAAUCUAUUCACCUAUUCUACUAGUAAGUCAUCUAGUCCAUCAAAUCAAGCCUUUAUAUUAUUUAAAUAUCCCCUUCCCUGUAAGCACCAUGCAAUGAAAGAAAGAAGCUGUGAUAACAGCAAUAGCACAAUUGAAUUUGAUGCCCAUGCCAGAUUAUAUUUUUUUAAUGAAUUUCUUUUAGUGUCAAUAAUGAGUUGAUACCUUGUGACCUUAGCAUCUGCAAAUAAUUACUGCUUAUCCAGUAAGAACAAUAUAUAGAAUACAUCUUUUGUUAAUUAAAGGAACAACUGUAAAAGUGAGUCAACUUCUCUUUAUAUGACAACGAAGGCUAUUUCUUGGCCGAUGUUGCAGUAUUUAAACACAUUAUAGAGCUUCUAAAAUGAACCAUGUUGUCAGUUGUGCAACCCUUUCAAAGAUAAUGAUGAAACAUUACAGAAAAACCACUUGAAUGUCUUAUUACUUGUAAUCUUAAAAAAAUUUAAAGAUAAGAAAGGAGUAAGCUAUUUUCCAGAUGCAGUUUGGUAUGGAGAAGAAAAAUUAUUAAAAAGUAUACAAAGUGGGCAAAAUAAUGGAAGGAAGAAAUUUAAAGAAAAAGAUAAACAUAUUGAACAAUUCUGACAAAAAAAUGCAUAAAAUCCAAGUUUCUAAAAGGUUUUUGUGUUCAAUAUAACACAAAAGACUCUAACCCUUAGUACACUAGGAGGAGGAAGAGACCACGAGACUGGUUGCUGGGUUCUUCUGAGGACUGAUCAAAUGGAGGGAGAAUUGUUCUACGUUUAGGGCUUGAUUUAAAAGAAAUGUGACACUGACUUAGAUAUGAAAAAAAGAGUUUAUGGAAAAGUAUAGUUUCAAAAGAGAAUUUGACUAUACAGUGGGUGCCUUUAUAGAAAUAUUGGUGACUUUGGAAUGCUCAAUUAAAAAAUGUAUAUAUAAUAGCUUUGGCUUACAAAUUCAUAUAUGAGGUAGAUUUUCUUUUUGCACAUAAACUCCAAUAUUAUUUAGUUCCAUUCAAAACUUAUCUUUCUAUGGGGAAGAUUUUUUUUAAUUCACUUGGUUGUAUUAAGAUCAUAUUUAUUGUUUGAGAAAACGUGCUUUGAAAAUAAUGUGCUAAUAGCAAAUUAAAUAUACUCAAAAUUUAAAUAUAAAAUAAAAGCCCAGAAAUUGAAAAUGUUGGAUUUUUGUGAUCACUUGGAAUGGUGGCACAUCCAAAUCUUAUAAAUGUCAUCUCAGUUGUUGAUUGCCUUCUAAUUAGCUUAUUAAUUUUACUAAUUUAUGACCAAGCUCUGUAAUAACUGUUUGCUAGUUCUGCCAUUUCUUCCAUUCAUUUUCUAAAUAACAUAGAGACAUGGAACUUGAUACACUUUUUCUAGUUCUAUGUUGCAAUUUCUUUAGAUGUUAUAUUUCACUUAAUCUCCUCAAUAAAUCUAUCAGGAAGACUAUUUGGAAAACAGCAUAGAUACAUGACUUGCAUUACUGCCUUUAAUGUGUCUUGAUUUGUCUAAUAAGUUGAAAAAGUAUGGAAUGUUUAUUUCAGAAUGCCAGGGAAUCACAGGCAAAUUAAUAACUUGGACCUAGCUAUAUUCUUGAUUUAACUUCUCAUGACAAGAAUGUCUGUUACAAUUACAUUUUGAGGAAACAGUGUUAUUGCUUGAUUGAUUAAUUGCCUGACCUUACUAUUUGAAUAUUCCUUGUAGAAAGAACUAAAAGGCUAGCGCCCUUUAAACAGCAUAAACAAAUGAAAAUGA
This is a messenger RNA of Nannospalax galili (Upper Galilee mountains blind mole rat), 7370 nucleotides long. It is a transcript of the gene Etv1, whose product is annotated as ETS variant 1. Bases 719 to 2152 code for a protein of 477 amino acids. The transcript is spliced from 14 exons. NCBI's taxonomy places the organism in Eukaryota, Metazoa, Chordata, Mammalia, Rodentia, Spalacidae. Gene Ontology annotation, molecular function: sequence-specific DNA binding; DNA-binding transcription factor activity, RNA polymerase II-specific. Gene Ontology annotation, cellular component: nucleus. Gene Ontology annotation, biological process: regulation of transcription by RNA polymerase II; cell differentiation. The record is from RefSeq and is a predicted model, not a curated record.